Alosa alosa (allis shad) is the source of this 882-nucleotide messenger RNA. RefSeq names its product N-alpha-acetyltransferase 20, NatB catalytic subunit (gene naa20). The record is from RefSeq and is a predicted model, not a curated record. Gene Ontology annotation, biological process: N-terminal peptidyl-methionine acetylation. Gene Ontology annotation, molecular function: protein-N-terminal amino-acid acetyltransferase activity. Gene Ontology annotation, cellular component: NatB complex. The transcript is spliced from 6 exons. Lineage: Eukaryota; Metazoa; Chordata; Actinopteri; Clupeiformes; Clupeidae. The coding region runs from base 59 to 595 and encodes 178 amino acids.
GUAAAAGUUGAAAGGUCAUAGCUGCUGGCUAGCCUGGCUGCAAACUACACACGCCAAAAUGACAACAUUACGUGCGUUUAACUGCGACGAUCUUUUCAAAUUUAACAAUAUCAAUUUGGACCCCCUGACAGAGACUUAUGGUAUACCAUUCUACUUACAGUACCUGGCCCAUUGGCCGGAGUAUUUCGUUGUUGCAGAGGCACCCGGCGGUGAGCUGAUGGGUUACAUCAUGGGGAAGGCAGAGGGCUCUGUGGCCAGAGAGGAGUGGCACGGGCACGUCACAGCACUCUCCGUAGCCCCAGAGUUCCGUCGGCUGGGACUGGCCGCCAAACUUAUGGAGAUGCUGGAGGAGAUAUCAGAGAGGAAAGGUGCUUUCUUCGUUGACCUGUUUGUUCGCGUCUCCAAUCAAGUGGCGGUGAACAUGUACAAACAGUUAGGUUACAGUGUGUAUCGCACAGUUAUAGAGUACUACUCAGCAAGCAACGGUGAACCAGAUGAAGAUGCAUAUGAUAUGAGGAAGGCCCUAUCGAGGGACACAGAGAAGAAGUCAAUUAUCCCAUUACCACAUCCUGUCCGACCAGAGGACAUAGAAUAGCACAGGACCGUGUCUCUUUUAAGGCAUCGUAUCAACCCAUAUUGGGGGAAAUGUUUUUAUUAGUUCAUCCUUUGCUUGAAGAAUUGAAUGAUCGUGCUGAUUUUUUUUUUUUUUUUUUUUUUUUUUUUUUUUAUGCCUGAGAGUCACUGUGAACACUAUUUAAGCCUUUAGUUUCCCCAAGAAAAAAAGACACCCUCGGAAUAUGUCAGCAAGGAGAUGACACCUAUAACGAUUCUUAUACUACUGCUGCUGCUUUGAAAGCAUCUGAAAUAAAGAGAUCUUGUGCA